Molecule: messenger RNA, 690 nt
Organism: Sclerotinia sclerotiorum 1980 UF-70
Lineage: Eukaryota; Fungi; Ascomycota; Leotiomycetes; Helotiales; Sclerotiniaceae
Product: riboflavin synthase alpha chain
Exons: 2
Coding region: 1-690 (229 amino acids)
Biological process (GO): riboflavin biosynthetic process
Molecular function (GO): riboflavin synthase activity
Source: RefSeq, a predicted model, not a curated record
AUGUUUACCGGUCUUGUCGAGAUCAAGGGAGUUGUCUCCGACAUCAAACUCGACAGUCAAUAUGGUGCGACCCUCACCAUCAGCAACGCCAGCUCCAUCCUCAGCGACUGCAAACUCGGCGACAGCAUAGCCGUAAACGGUAUCUGUCUAACCGUUACAACCUUCACCAGCGAUAGUUUCACCGUCGGUUGCGCGCCAGAAACUCUCCGUCGCACCAAUGUCGGUUCUCUCCAAGUAAACUCUGAAGUUAAUCUCGAACGCGCCGUUUCCGCUGAUACACGUAUGGGAGGACAUUUCGUACAGGGACAUGUGGAUACGGUUGCGGAGUUGAUCAAGAGGGAAGAGGAUGGUGAGGCUUUAACGCUGAGGUUGAAACCGAGGGAUCAACAUGUUUUGAGAUAUAUUGUUGAGAAGGGUUAUGUCACGCUUGAUGGGGCGAGCUUGACGAUUACAAAGGUUGAGGGGGAGUGGUUUGAAAUUAUGUUGAUUGCGUAUACGCAGACGAAAAUUGUGACGGCGCUCAAGAAGGAGGGGGAGUAUAUUAAUGUCGAGGUGGAUCAGAUUGGGAAAUAUGUCGAGAAGGCUGUAGAGGGGUAUUUUGCACAGGGCUCUAAUGGAGAUAUGGCUAUAUUGGAGAAGAUGGUGGAGCGAAUUGUUGAGGCAAAAUUGGCGAAGUCUGCUGGGAAUUAA